CCAUUGAAGAGGAAAUAAAAAAAAUCCAACCUCUCACUUUAUAAUCGUGGUAAACAUAAUCAUCGGUUUCAUUGGUGCAAGAUAAUCAUUGAAAUAAUAGUCUCGAGGGAGUGAAAAUAUCAAGGGACUGCAAGAGACGCAAAAGUGAACAAGACAUUAAAUAAAAUUUAAUUGUCACAAUUCGGUGGAAAUAUUCCGUUGUUUAACGAGGCUGACGGCGACGGAGUCAUUACGUUGAUCAAAUCCUUUAAAAAUUCAUGCCCCGAUAUCCAAGGAAUAAAUAAUGUUGGUGAAUUGUUCGAUGUUCAGGCGAAUUUCUAGGUUACUGUGACGUAUCCAGAGAAUUUCCACCUGAGAUUAACGGCUGAUUGCAAAUCUGUUGCGUUCUAGCUGUUAUUUAAUUUUUUUUUUCACAUCAAUUUAUUGCAUCUGUUCGGUGAUAUCGCGAGUGAUAGUUGAUCGUCAUACUUGAUGAGUGCAUUGAUUUUUUUAAUACCCAUGGAUCUGUGAAUUGAGCAUUGACUCAUUGUGAUUAAUCAAGAAUUUAUUUGCACCUGUGAAUUGGAUUAUUUUUUUUAAUUAACUAUUUGAAGAUCGACGUAAAGGUUCCAGAGAGAAUCUGAUUCUGAUUCCUCAGAUGCCCACGCGAGAAUGGUGUCGAGGAAUAUCUGAUUGUUCCUCCCCUAGGCGACCAGUAAUGAUUCACUCAGUCAGAUUGGAUCCAAUGUACCCACCUCAGAUAAAUGUGCGAUGAAUAGUAGUGGUUUCCGAGAACGAGGCUUCGGACCACAGGGGCGUUUCGAGGGACCCCAGGGAGGCAACCAGAGCGAUGGUUCACGCCAGAACAAUCGAGGCUUCACCCGUGGCACCUUCAAUCCCCAACGACGAAAUGAUCGUCCCCAAAUGGACAUGUGGAGUCCCUCCAAUCCCCAGCCCUUCUACCCCCACAAUCCCCCCCACAAUCCCCCUCACAAUUCCCCCCAUAAUUCCCCCCAAUCCUGGCAGAAUCGUCCACGUUUCCCAGGUAAUUUGCGACAGCCAUUUCGUGGUGCACCGAAUUUUCCAUUGAGAGGUGGUAGAGCACCAUUUCAGCGAGGCACUGGUCCAGGCUUCAGGUUUCCCAAUGGCAGAGGCAAUCACUACCAGAAUCCAGACUUCAGAUGGAGAUUUCCAUACAGAGAAACACCAGUGCAGGCUGAAAAAUCACUGCCUGAUCCUGGCCCAUUACUUCUGGGCUCUGAGGAGGAGCGAAGACAGAAAAUAACUGAUGCAGUUGACGAAUUGAAGCGCAAAUUGCUGUGCAAUGAUGGCACAUCAGCUGAUGAUGCCAAUCUCUGGGACGAUGACUUUAAUCUAUCAGGGCCGGAGAUUAAUGAUGAGGGAGGACCUAAAGGGAAUCCUGAGCUCAAGCAUGGACCACCUGAGAUCACUCUCACCACUAGUGACCUCAAGGACAUUGGAAGAGUUGAUGUCGACUCUGGACAGAGGUCUGGGGAUAUCGAUGAGCAUGAUCCAGAUUGUCAGAUCAUCGAUGUCGCUAAGAGUGUCAGGACUUUCAGAGAAAUCAUCAUCCACGACACUGGUGAAUCAUUGGAUUUACUCGAUGAGAAUAAUCCUCAACCCCAGACAAACACCCCCGGGGAUAAUAUCGAGUUUACCACUGACAAAACCGUGGAGCCAUCUGAACCCGAUAAUUUCACCCAUGACUUGAACAUGGAAUCAAAUACCGAUACGUAUCACUCAAAUGUGGAAGAAACAGCACCAGAGGACCAGGAAAAUCCUCCAGAUGCCCAUCCAGAUGCCCCUCUAGAUGCCCCUCCAGAUGUCCCUCCAGAUGUCCCUCAAGACGUAGAGGCAAAUCCCGAGGUACCGAAGGACCCAGAGAAUUCCCUUGAAUCAUCGAAAUCAAAAGAAGAUGAGAAUUCCAGUGUUUUAUCGUUAAAUCCCCCAGCACCAGUGGGAAAAGCAUCUCCUGGGCUACUCGAUGUCCCUCAACGUCGUGCCCCAUCCCCCGAGGAUUUUAUUCAUCAAAAGGUGUUGAGUCGACCGAGAGGUGGUGAGAGGAGAAAAAAAGCUCGAGGCUGGCCAGUGGAGCUCACCUCAGAGACUCUCCCUGCCUCUAAUUCUCCAGCAUCUGACUCCAGAGAGUCGACGAGCCUUCAAAAACAAUCACAGAACAUGAAUUUUCCAUCGAAAAUACCAACGAUCAUCACGUGUCAACUGGAGACUCCUGAUGUGACUGUUCCUCCACCGAACCUGGGAUCGAAAACGAUUGAAUUCGAUAUUCUCCAGCCACCACCUGCCUUUGAUCCCAGGAAGAAGAAGAACGAGAUGCCGAUGGGGAAUUUGAUACCAGACUACCAGAUAAUGUGCCCUGGAAAUUUCUCAAUUCCUCCUCCAAUGAUCAAUCUACCAACAAUGGAUUAUGGCAUGGCACCUAGUUAUGGGUCAAUGCCUCCACCAUAUGUCCCCAUGAAUUAUCCACCAGUGAUUCCAUCGUUGGAUUAUCCCACACCACUGGUACCUCCACCUACUCUCAACGCGAAUUUAACGAGAAAUCCAUUGAGCACUAGUUUAAAUCAAAUUCCAAUGCCGAUGAAUCCACCACCACCAAACGACGACGACGCUCUGAAGGAGUUGGAGAAAGCCAUGGAAUUUGCUCAGGAGUUGAUGGGAAUGGGUGAGACUGAUGACAUAAAUUUUGAUAAAGAGUGUGAGAAUGGUUUUGAUAAUUUUCCAACACUUCCUGAUCUGCCACCGCCAUUACCACCUCUGCCGGGGCCACCAGCUGACGAUGACGCCUCGAAGAAGAGGAAAAAGAAGAAGAAAAAGAAGAAAUGCGUGAAUGAAGGGACAGAAUCACCGAAAUAUCCAACAGUGUCCACGUACACUGACGCAAUGAUCUCAUCAGCAUCUGGUGUAUCAUCCCCAGUGGUUUCUACACCCUCUGUACCCUCAACCCCUUGUCCCACGACUCCAUCAACAACACCCCCACGUCGAAUCUCGAACACAACUCCCCCAAUUUUAUCCAAAAAAGAAUUGCUGUCACCGACAAAAGAAGAUCGCCCCAAAGUAACAUUUAACCUAGGUUCAGUAUCAAAAAAGCUGAAUCAAUCGAGUGAGUGGAGACAGAACGUCGUAUCACCUGUAUCCCAGGGUAAAACAAGAACAAAUUCAUCCCCUCAUAAUCAAUCAAUCGAUCAUUCAUCACUAAAACCAGUACCACCACCUGAAACAAUUCACAGACCCGAGAGAACCGAGAAGAAACACGAGAAACAUCUGGAAAAAUCUGAGAACCCACCAGUGGAUCCCAAGAAGACACCAUCCCUGGAUCUCAUGGAUCUUCUGAGAUCCUCACAAUUUGAUCCCCUGAGUUUCUUCUCAAGCCCAUCAUCAAGCGCAUCUCGUCCGUCUCACACACCAGACCCUCCAGAGGCUCUCCCAACAGCAUCAACCUCGAAGAAGUCAUCGAAGGUCAAUUGGAAGGAUCGAGUGAUAGGUCGCUUUCUCAGAAUGUCAAAGAACGAUAUCGAAAACAUGAUAAACAACUCGAACCUCCGAAAAUUCGAUAUCGCAAUGCAGCACCUGGUGAAGGAGAAGAAAUCAUCUCUCUCCAUGGAGAUGAGGAACACUGAGGAUGAGAAGAUGAAGAAUAAUAUCAAUGACAAAGAGGAUUUCAUCCAUCAGUUGAAACAAAUUCUCGAUCCAGCAGCUACUGUUGACAUCUCUGAUCUUCCCACGAGUUUUAUUCAUCAGUUGAGCAAAGUACUUCAGCUUGAUGUACUUCCACAUGAGGAUAACACCGAUGAUACCACUUUAUCCAACCCAGAGACGACAAAUACACCUCAGAUCGAUGAAUUACACCAGAAUGAGUCGUCGCAAAUGUUUGGGAUCAACGCACCUGUUAUUUCCACUGGCGAUACAUUCAAGUUGUCAAAGAUCGAUAAACGAGUGAGUAAAGACACUACAAAGGGCACAGUAACUUGCAGUGAAUCUACAGUCAAUGCACGUACCUCCAAACGCCAUAAAAAUUCAGCAUUUGUUGAUAAUAAUCCACCAAUUCAUCACAAUCAGAAAAAUCCAAUUAAUCAUCAAUUGAAUUCACCAGAUUCGAGAUUAUUGCCACAGGUGUCAGUACCGGAACCUGGGGCACUUAUAAUGGACGAGUUGGAUGAUAUUUUCAGUGCUGGAAUCAACAGGGCGAGGAUGACGAAAAUAUCCAGUCAAAAUUCCAAACAAAAUUCAACAUUUACCCAUAAUUAUGGGAACAAUUAUCCAACAAAUGCUAUAAUAUCGAGGAUUGAGACACCAAUUGUGGACAGAGUUGAUAGAAUAUUUAAUACUGGUAUUGCUAAAGCUAAGGCAGCCUCCAAAGUUGAUGAUCAGAGGAUAAUGAGGUCUAGGAAGGGCUCCAGUGAACUCGAUUUUUUUCGGAAUUUAACGAAGGAGGAGUAUGAUGCCAGGUAUGGAGAGUCAUCUCACUCCUCCCACGACAAUCCAUACAGAAUAAUGAAUCCAAAGCACAGAAAAUUCAGUGAUCAGACUAAUGGAGAGAGGGAUCAUGAUCCAUUAUCGAGAGGUGCACCAUCACCACGUCUGAUGAAUAAUUACGCUGACAAUUCAAGUGAGGGUAUCACAAACGAUGAAUUUGAUAGUGCAUCGUCUUCAGGGAGUUCUGACGAGAGCUCUGACGAGCCCAGCAUUGACGUAUCACGAAUGCUGCGUUUUAUAAAGGAGAGGGAGAAGAUUGCCAAGAAGAAGAGUCUCAAUGAGGAGAUCAGGGACGAAGUGACAGCUGAGAUUGAGCGUAAGCGUAAGGAGAAGAAAGCGUAUAGAGAGCAUCGAGCGUCGAGAUCAAAGAAGAGAGAGAAAAAGGGAAAGCACAGGAGGGAAAAGCAUCGGAAGAAUCGAAAGAAGAAGAAGAAGAGGAGUUAUCAUUCAGCUGGUGAUGAUAAUUCCGUGGAUCGAUCGCUGCCGCUCAUCAGUGAACACGAUAUCAAGAAAGAGCCUGAGGAUGAGGUGGAGAAACGACGAGAAGUCACAGCAUCUCAGGUAAAACGUAAGAAACCUAUGAUUGGACCGAAGAGUGUCAUGGCUAAAGCUGCUCUCAGGCAGGAAGAGCCCAAGACUAUUUCAACAACUCGUUCGUGUUCGAUUCAACCAUGCAAAUCGAUAUCUCAACCUAAAGUAGCUGUUGUUACUGCAGCCUCUGGGGUCAGCAAUCGAUCUUCAAUAGUGGCAUCGCCUUCAAGGAAUUCACCAGCUCACUUUUCACCCAACAGCGUGAGCUCCAGUAAUUCUCAGAUUACGAAUCAGUUGUUGAAGACAAAAGCUCAGCUCAAGCAGAUGCCAGAGGUGAUGAAGAAGACUGAGAAACCUGGAGGAACUGAGGUCUUCAGGAAGGGAUUGGGGAGGAAAGGACCCUCGACACCUCCUCUUCAGGUGAAACCUGUCCCUGAACAUCUGGGAAAAAAUUCGGGAUCUGGUACUGAGAGGGUUGAAUCUGUUUCUGUGAAGAUUGAAGCUGUCAGUCCACCUAAAACCACUUCUUCAGCUUCUCCAGUUCCUCCAGUUUCUACUUGGGGACAAUUACAACAGUCGGGGAAUUCUGGGAGUAAUUCGGAAUCGGUUGAAGCUAGAUCACCUCUGAUAGUCCCUGAACCAUCGGAGAGUGCCAGAUUCACGUUCCUCCAGAGGAAUAAAAUCGUGGAGGACAGGGGAAUUUCUCUAGCUCCAUUCGUCCUUGAUGAUGCGAUAUCUCUGAGAACCAGUGAAACGUCAGAGAAUCAUCAGCAAGUGUCAGCAUCUAGAGUGACAGAUGGUAGUAAAAACUCGGUUAAAACGAAAAAGCUGGACUUCAAGGCAUAUCAGGAGAGAGCGCUGGAGAGAAAAUUACGAGCUGAAGGAAAACUUCCACCUCUUCUAGAAAAAAUCAUUCCUCGUGAAAAUACUCAGGUUCAAUCUCCAGUGGAUGAACUACAUCAAGCCCCCAGUGGCUCCAGAUCCCUCCAGGACUUCGUAUCUCCUCCUGUUAGCUCAUCACCUCCAGUUCUAGUCAAGGAAACCAUCACGAGAAAUUAUAUACCACUUGACAUUAAACAGAAUAAACAAAAGGAUAAAGUGAAUAUUCCAGAGAAAUCACCAGAUGCUUCUGCUCCGAAGAAGAACAUUGUAGCUGAUCAACAGGAUGUGAUUAAGGAGAAGAUUUCACCACCUGCAGAGGCUAGAGUAAAAUUAGAUUUGCGAUCGAUGCCUCCAGGUCCAUUGAGCUCUAAACUACGAAAAAAUACUUCUCUCGGUGAGAAAAAAGAGGUCAGGGUGUCUUCGAUAGCUGCGGGGAGGAAUCCAUCUCCUGAGCCAAUGAAACUUGAGGAGAAACCUGAGAAAAUAGCAGAGAAACCUCUGAAAAAAGGAAAAGUUUCAUUAAAAAGACGUGGCAGUAAAUUCCGUGUGCAUUUCAGAUUUUCCAGGGGAUUGAUCAGUGAUGGUCUACCUGAUAUUGUCCCAGUGGAGGGUCUACUAGAUCCAACAACUCAAAAUUCAAGUCGUCAGGAUGAAGAAAUCCCUGAAGAGACUGAAGAACUCGUUGCACCUGAUCUCGUAAAAUCUCCUGACUUGGAUGCACUGGAGAAAAUGGCGGUUGAUGAUGAGACUAGUGAAAAAUUACCAGAAUUAAGUUUAGAAGAGUCACUAGGAGUUCUUGGAGCAGCUCCAGGAAGUGAAGACCCAGAAAUUCCAGGACUUUCGUCCAUAAAUGCACUAGAACCACUGCAUUAUCGAUUGAAGGAGUCAUCGAGCACUUACUCGGAGGAAAUUCCACCAAUAACCGAGAGAAAUCAUUCAGAAAUAAUUGCAAAUGCAGAAAUCACCCCUGACCUUGAGGAGAGUGGAAUAAUGAAGGAUUCGGAUCCACUGGAAGCCCAGGCGAAGCCCAACGACGAGGUGAGCCUUUCGACAACUGUUCCAGAGGUUCCAGAACCUGGGGAAAUCCCUCCAGCAUCCGCAGAGCUCCCUGUGAGCCUUUCAGAACAAACAAGUUCAGCAUUCUCAAUGGAUCAACUCGAAACACCUCAACUAGAUCCUAAAUGUGAGUCUGAACCUCUGAGCAAGUGUCUAAUUGAAGCACCAGGUGAUUGUCCUGGUGUUCCUGAAGUGCUUGAGCCAUCGAGUUGCCCUCUGGAUCUCCCUCCACUUCCUCCUCCUCAUGAAACCCUUCAGGAAGACGUGUCACCACCAGAACUAUCAAAUUUACCUGGUGAAACCCAGAGCUCAUCGAUCGAGACACUGAAAGAUGUUGAUCUCAAUGAGAGAAACGAUUUGGCUUCACUGAGAGCCGACGAGGCCACCUGGAGGGUACAUCCUGAUCAUCUCAGCUCAGAGGAUCUAGAUAAUCCUCGAAACAUUCCAGAUUCUAAGGAGGAUGUGUCUUUUGCUGAAUCCCAAACGAAUUGGCAGUUGGAGGCAGAAAUAUCGACAGAGGAAUCGAGAAAAAAUGUUGUUCUCCAUGACAGAGCACUUGUGGUGGACACACCUAGGAAUUCUCUACUGGAUGAUCCAAUAGCUUUUGCCACGACCAAUAAUUCACCGUCGAACGAAGCUCCUGAUGAAUUCGGUAUUCUCUGUGAGAAUGACAUCCAGGGAUCGAUCUAUGAGAAUCAAUUGGCGGAGAGUUCACCAAUUGAUUUGAUUAAUGACUCGUCUCUUCCAUUGAGAACGUCAUUCACACCUGAUGAUGAAAUUGUCAGUGGAUUUCAGGAUGAGGAGAUCAAUCAGGUGAAUCAGGUGGCUAUUGUGGUGAGGGAGUUGAUGGACGUUGGGAAGAAGAGUUCACCCGACAGAUUGCCCUCUUUGAUACUCCAGGGGAUGAUCCGGGACGUUGAUGAGGAGAUUAAGACACCUGAGGAGGCAGAGGACGAGGAAGUUGGUGAUAUCCCUGGGACAGGUGUUCAGGGAGUUGAGAACAGGGAUGUCUCCGUCUCAAAAGUGGAUGGAGAACCUGUUGGGAGUCACGAGGAAGCUGAAGAAAGCCCGAAGACAUCUGAAGACAUCGAUACAACUCUGGCUGAAGUGGAGGAUGAUAUCAAGAGUCUUGAGGAAGCUGAGAAAAGUGCUGUACCUGAGGUUGAGAAUAAAAUACUUGAGGAGGUGGAAGAGGAUGUAAAGGCACUGCAAGGGGCUGAGGUAACGCAGGAAAUACCUGAGGAGCAUCAGGCAAUUGAUAAUUUGGGAGGAAGUAUUGGGCCACCUGAAGAAUCCGUACCUGAGAAUCAAGUACCUGAGCCAGAUGUUUUACCUGAAAUGCAGGUGCUAGCUCCUGAAGAGGUUGAACAGUCACUGAAUUCACUGGCGUCUGAGAAGUCCGUGACAUCUCAAUCCGCAGCAACUCCAAGACCAAGUUCAUCGAGACUCGAAGAGUCACCAGUCCCGGAGGCAUCAGCAUCUCCUAGAAAUAAAGAUGAUGAGGAUAUAUCGAACGAAUCAACUGCGAAGGAAGAAAACCCCCCGAUAACGUCUCAGGAGGAUAAAUUGAAAUCCUCCGAUCUCCCUGAAAAUCUUCAGAACAAAAUCGAUGAGUCCUCAUCAUCUUCAAGGCCUUCCCCCACUCCCUGGGCUCCAUCGCCGACGCCUUCAGGGCCUUCGCCACUUCCUGAGACCUCGAAGCCGGAGGAAAAAUCAAAAACGAAAGAUCCAGUCGUCGAAAAAUCGAAGGAUCGUUACGCCAAGAGACAGAGGGACCCGGAUCCCCUCAAAAGACUCAACAAAUCAUCCCUAGGGACUAAAGAGCACAAAAAGCACCGGCACCACGACAAGAAGAAACUAAAAAUCACGGAGAAACAAGUGGAAGAGGCAGUGAAAGCAGACAUCGUUGUGGUCCAACCGACGACGAAGAUCGGAGUAAUGGCGAGGAUGAGGGAGAUAGACAUCGCCAUUCAGAAUCUAAUGAAUGAAAAAAUGACCCUGUACCAGAUGCUGCAGAAUGACGAGUGGCCAGUUCCCCAGGGGGACGUCCCAGAUGCACCAGCAGUCGACCAAAAAUCCAAAGGAAAAGUGAACAACACUCCAGGGGAGAAAUCCACUGUCAAGAAGGCACUCAAGGUCGUGCCUCGAUUGCCUGAACCUUUAGAGAUUAAACAGUCCAGUACUCCAGAGACUCAUGUCAAAUCUGACCCCCCAGUGCCACCCUCUGACACAAUUUCUACUGUAAAACCCCAGAAGACACCGAAAAACGAGGAAAAACGACAUUGGGAGGACAAAAUUCCUCAUAAAGCUAAAAAACGAGCACACAGCAAAGAAGAUAAUGAAGUAAUUAAAUCGAAAGAGGCAAGACGAGAGUCAACCAGCUCUGUUCAUUCCAAAGUAUCAGAAGACAGCAAGAGAGAUAAAAAGGCGAAAACUCCUGAGGCACCACCGAGAAAAGCAGUGAAAUUGUCUCAGCUGAUUGCUCGUGACUUCAAGCCGAAACCAUCGCCUCAGAAAUCUAGAUCCAGCAUCACCGACGAGAAGACACGAGAUAAUCGGUCUAGGAGUCUCGAGAAGUCCUCGACAUCAUCGUUGAAGCAUAAAAAUGCAUCGCACGUCGAGAGCAACGAGAGAUCAGAGAGUGGAGAUAAUCCAAAGAGUGAAGACAAGAGAAAGAAGAAGAAAUCGAAUAAUUCAGCAGCAGACAAUCAACCUCUACUUUACUCUGAUGAGAGCACUCUGGAUUCUGCUGAUCGUGUUAUCAAUGAUCAGAAGAAGGCGACGGGAUUGGCACUGCUCGAGGAAAGUAUGAAGAGAGAGACUGGGAUGAAGAAGAAACAGGACACGAAGAGAUUGAAGGAAACGACUCCUGAUGACGAUGACGAAAUUGAUUUGCCUAGGUCGGUCUCGUCGAAGAAGAAGAAUCAGAAGAGGUCCACUCACGGGAGAAAAUCCAUGACUGAAUCAACAGGUGAUCCUAACGUGGGGAAACAUGUAGCUGAGAUAAUCGAUGCUGUAGCUAAAAAUCGAAUUAUCAGUGUGGAGAAACCUGGAGUCGCGAAGAAAUCAGAGAAGACUGAGAAAAUUACUGAUAAGUUGGAGGAGGUGAAGAGGAAAACUAAAGAUGAUUCAGAGAAGGUGCAGGAGUCGAGGACUGAGGUGAAGCCCCUGAAGAAGGUGGACACGAAGACGAGUCUCGUUGACUCUGAGUCGUCAGAUGAUGAUAUGCCGAAUCUGGGAGACGCCAUGGUCACUUCAGACGUCAGAAAUUUCGCCAAGACGUCCUCCAAACGAGUCGAGGGCUCCAGUGAUGAAAAAGAGAGAGAAAAAGAGAAAGAAAAGGAGAAAGAAAAAGAGAAAGAAAAAGAGAAAGAAAAAGAGAAAGAAAAAGAGAAAGAAAAAGAAAUUAAAGAGGCGAGAAGAUCUGAGAAAUCAGAAGCAAAAUCCCUGAACGUGAGAGCGGAAAUAUUGGACGACUGGAGUGACUCUUCGAGUUCAUCUUCGAGACGUCAGCAGAAGGACAAGAAGACGAGAGGAUCGAAAUCGAUAGUCGAGGGGUCCGAUGAGGAGAUGAAGACGAUUUUAGAAUCAGAGAAGCAGCAGAAAUCGCAGCCGAGCGAUUUGAAAGGCAAACCGGUGGAAAAAAUUAUGAAACGUCCUAAAUCUGUGAUGAGUGAUAAAUCUAAACAGAAUUUAAGAGAUUCAGACAAUAAAUCGAUUGGUAAGGAAGCUGAAAAGGCCAAGCCCCCGAGGGAGAGUGAAAAAAUAGAAAAAUCGAGGAAAGAUGACAGAGAAAAGCCACGAGUUCCUUCUGGUGUUGGAGACGAGUCUCCGAUAGAAGGUGACGAUGAGGACGAGGAGAUCUCCACGAGGCGAAAGGGUACAUCGAGGAGAAGUAAAAAAAUGAGCAGCAGAAGGAGCAACAAGUCCUCGUCCCGGAGUAGAUCGAGAUCAAAAAGAGCACUGAGAUCGAGCUCUCGAGAUUCAACACCAGAGCUCGAGAGAUUGAAGAAGAGGCCGCGCUCUGGGAGUUCUACAAGCUCGAUAAACAGUCGGAGGAGAGCCCUGGUUGCCAGGAAUGAGUCACACCCGAAUAAACACAAGAAGAAACAGCAAUUUGUGGAGAGGGGUCGAGAGGAGAUGAUGAAUUGUAGAGUUAAAAUUGUUGACUGCAAUUAUCUGCUGUCAUUACAACCAGAGGCACAUCCCCAGGUGUUUAAAAAAUUCGGUAUAUCUAGGAUAAACUCAGGUGCACCUAGAUGUGGAGUUUUGAUUGACGAGAAGAGCAGGAGUGAGGAUGAUUUUCCACCGAUGAUUGUUGUUGAGGUUGAUGACAACGUUGGGAGUUCGUCAGCUGUUGAAUUAAUUGAAGAGGCCAUUGAUCAAGACGAUAAAAUGUCGGAUAAGUCUGAUUGCCUUGGGUUUCCACUGUCACCCAGUGGUGAAGAAGUUGCUAAAAGUGUCAAGAGCAAUGAGAUAAAUGCCAAAGGACCCAAGGGGACUGAUGGGACCUGUGAGGUAGAUGUCGAGAUUAUUGAUAUCAAGGAGGAGCCCAUCAUCAGGACAGACAGCAGUGCUGAGGAGGGGGCUGGAGCCCCUGGGGAUGAGCCUGACAGGGAUGACAAGGGAAAGGAUGGAAAACUUCUGGGGGAUGAGGGGCCUUGUGAGGAAAAGGCUGAUGACAGGGACCGGAUGAGGUACACUGUUCACAAUGGACCUGUCCUGGAUAUCAAAGUAUUUGGUGAUUCAUUCCUUGCGGCUAGUGAGGACGGUGCUAUCUACAGAUACAGUCAGAAAUCAAAUGGAAUAUUGAAUAUUUAUCGUGGACAUGAAGCUGCUGUCACGUGUCUCUAUGUCCACGAAAUUCCUGGGAUCACUGAGAGCAAAAAGUGGUUGCUAUUCUCUGGCUCGCUUGAUGCUAGUUUACGGUGCUACGACGUCAUGGGAGGGACACUAGAUCGUCCCAAAGUGACUGUUGGCAGUCCCAUCCAGUGUAUGGAUGAAGCCUGGGGGAGCAUUUUCAUUGGAACUAAAUCUGGCCAUAUUUCACGUUAUGACAUCAAGACCGGAAGUUUGAGAGAGGACAAAUUAGAUUUCUCUGACAAGCCGGUGCUCGCUCUGCGAGCCUCGACUGAAGGCAUACGAAAAAUCCUGAUCGUUGCAGCACGCAAUCAACCGAUUACCAUUCGAGAUGCUCAGAGUGGUCUCUUUCUUCGGACACUCACUGGACAGAGAACUCACACUGUCUACAGCCUCAUGAGGGACAGGGACCUCGUAUACUGCGGAACAAGCAGCACUUCUAUUCCUGUAUUCGAUUUUAUUAGUGGAGAUCAAGUCGCGCAGUACACGGCAGGUGUUGGCAUCGUGUGCAUGAGACUUUAUCACCAAUUACUAUUUGCUGGCUGUUAUGAUGGGAAUAUUUAUGUUUUCGAUACCAAGGAACCAAAGUUAGUUUGCAGUAUCCCAGGCCCUGGAAAUAUGCUACUGAGCAUGGAAAUAAUUGAUGAUACAAUAAUUGCAGGGAGCAAAGAUCGUCAAUUACACGCAUGGCGUAUGCCUCCCUCAGUCCGUACAAUUCUUCUUGAAAGGACCUAGCAAAUGCUCAGAGCUCAUAAAUUUAAGUGCCUAGAAAGUCUAGUCAAACGUAUAAAAACUCAAAAAUUGAAUGCAGAAAUCCAAAAGUUGAUAUGCGUCUGCCUGACCCAGAACAAAUCGUGAAAAAGUGUAUAAUAGUAUAAAUAUUGCACAUACGUCUUAACUUUUUUUGUACAAAGAUAAUUCAACAGAGCUGAUAAACACCAUAAAAAAUGUAAAGAAAUCGUUCUCUAAUAGUCAUAAAUAAUGUUGGUUUGUAAGUUGAAAAGAAUCGAUAGAUUAGAACAGUAUUUUUUUUUUCUCGUUCAGUGAUUUAUUUUCCUGGAAGAGUUGGGGCUGAUAAAUGGAUGUUGAUAUCAUUUAUUAUAGUGCCAAAUGUACCGCUAUUUCUGUUUAAUGUUCAGCAUGUUUAUGUAGUGAAUAAUGUGUUGAAUACAAAUGUAUGAGAAAAGUACAUGAGAUGCAUAGAAUCAAGGGUCCACUAGUGAAAAAGGGAAACAUCACUAAAAAAAAUGAAUAUCAAUCUUUUUUUUAUUAUGUGAAAAUUAUAGAAAAAAUACAUUUGAAUAGAGGUUCUAAAUAAAUCUCCAUUUUCAAUUAAUUCUCUUAA
Molecule: messenger RNA, 13165 nt
Organism: Fopius arisanus
Lineage: Eukaryota; Metazoa; Arthropoda; Insecta; Hymenoptera; Braconidae
Product: microtubule-associated protein futsch
Exons: 7
Coding region: 751-12555 (3934 amino acids)
Molecular function (GO): protein binding; RNA binding
Source: RefSeq, a predicted model, not a curated record